UGUCGGCUUUCAGCACCCAGCACGUCUGCUUUCGUGCUGUCAGAGUUAACUGGGCAACAGGUUGGAAUACUUGUUGUGCAACAGAUCCAGACUUGCUUGGUUUCUGCAGAGUCACCGGAUAAUCUGUAAAUCGGCAAAGAUGGCAGAGCUGAUGGAAAAUGAGGUAGUCAGGGCUUUCAGCACAUAUGCAGUUAUUGUUGUCGUGAAGAUGCUACUGAUGGGGCCAAUAACUAGUUACAACCGCUUCACCAGAGGGUCUUUCUCUAAUGAAGAGGAUGUGGCCAGAAAGUCUUCAGAAGAAAAGAAGAAGCUGCUGAAAACUCACCCAGAUGUAGAACGAGUUCGAAGGUGUCACCAGAAUGACCUGGAGAACAUUAUUCCCUUUGUGAUUGUCGGCCUCAUUUAUGCUCUGACUGGACCCGAGCUUUCUGUCGCUCUUCUUCACUUUCGCUUUUUCGCUGGCGCUCGGAUCUUCCACACCAUUGCCUACAUUGGCGCUCUGCCUCAGCCGAGCAGGGCUCUCUCCUGGGUCCUGGGCAUGCUGGUCACCUUCUCAAUGGCUUACAGAGUGCUCAACACAGUUCUUUUCCUGUAGAAAACGUACUUGCCCAUAGAGCUGACU
Molecule: messenger RNA, 622 nt
Organism: Pelmatolapia mariae (spotted tilapia)
Lineage: Eukaryota; Metazoa; Chordata; Actinopteri; Cichliformes; Cichlidae
Product: microsomal glutathione S-transferase 1-like
Exons: 5
Coding region: 140-595 (151 amino acids)
Cellular component (GO): membrane; mitochondrion
Molecular function (GO): glutathione transferase activity
Source: RefSeq, a predicted model, not a curated record